AUGGUGCUCAUUCUUUCGCAGCAAGAGUACAGGAAUGGCAUCAACAAACAUCAUUACAGCAUCCUUGCUCGACAUAGGCAAUCAAGGUCCAGUGAUCCCCGGGAUGGAGUGUUCGCGUUUUAUGGACUCGCUUGUCAGCAGAGCCUGAUCGAGCAUGGCAUCGUUCCAGAUUACGGGGACGCGAAUACCACCGAGAAGACGGUCAAUGAUCUCACAGGUAACCAGACUCUUCGCCGCCAAGCUUCUAUCCUUCAAGACAACCAACGCCAGAUCUACGACUGGGAGGACGUGUUCGAAGCAGGAUCGCGUCGCAAAUACACUACUGGAGAAGAUAUGCUGAAGGUUAUGUGGCAGACGUGUGUGGCUUGCCUUUAUCCCGAAGGGAAGGAAAAGACUCGGCAUAUGUUCCAUCUCUUUUUACGAAGACAAGCUCUGCUAAAGGUCAUCCGGAACAUGGGCUUGCAUCAGCACAUUUGGAUCUACAUGUUGGUUGCAAUUAUUGGGCAUGUGUUUCACUCUCUCGGUAUCAAAAAUCCCGAGAUGGACUUUCGAAUGGCUGUUGGCGCGAUGGGUUGUAUAAGCGCAGCGAGAACAGCUGAUGGUUAUGUUGGAAUGGUUCCCGGCAUUACUGAGAUUGGCGACCGGGUGGCAAUCCUCAAGGGCGGGAAGCUGCCUUUCAUUCUCCGCGAACGUGGCUCCGACUGGGAACUCAUCGGAGAUGCCUACAUCCACGGCAUCAUGAAAGGCGAGGCUUGGAACGAGAGCCUUUGCCAUCCGAUAGGAAUCAUCUAGGGCAAGGUCUCGGACCAGUUAUUUGCUUGCUG
Messenger RNA from Mytilinidion resinicola, 824 nucleotides. RefSeq lists its product as uncharacterized. The transcript has 2 exons. Lineage: Eukaryota; Fungi; Ascomycota; Dothideomycetes; Mytilinidiales; Mytilinidiaceae. The coding region runs from base 1 to 792 and encodes 263 amino acids. The record is from RefSeq and is a predicted model, not a curated record.